AUGGUGAAAGUCGAGGGAGGUUCCGUCGGCGGCGUUUUGGCAAUGCUGCCCCUGCUGGUGAUCGUGGGAGUACUUCACGACGUCGCAGCAGUAGAAGCGACUCCAUCCCGAUGUGAUUUUCCAGCGAUUUACAACUUUGGAGACUCAAACUCCGAUACCGGUGGCAUUUCAGCUGCAUUUUACCAGAUGGCGGCACCGGAUGGUGAGACUUACUUCCACCGGCCGGCAGGAAGGGCCUCUGAUGGGCGACUCAUUAUCGACUUCAUUGCCGAGCACCUCGGUUUGCCACACCUGAGUGCGUACCUCGACUCACUAGGGACGAGUUAUCAGCAUGGCGCCAACUUCGCCACCGGAGGAGCAACGAUCAGGAGGCAGAAUGAGAGCUGGUUCCUGAACGGAGUCAGCCCGUUUUCCCUUGAUAUCCAAAUGGCACAGUUCGAUCAGUUCAAGAACCGAUCUGCAUACCUCUACGGCUCUUUACGCGUUCGAUAUCGGGCAGAAUGUAUCCUAAGAACGAUGUUGUCUUCCUUCUCUGUUUGUGUUUUCUUUUGCCAGCAUUUAUACGACCAAGGUGCAAGGACGUUUUGGAUACACAACACGGGUCCGAUCGGGUGCUUAGCAAUCACCAUCCAGGCAGUCCACGACCCAAUGCCCGGUUACCUGGACAAGCAGGGCUGUGUCAAGGACCAGAAUGACAUGGCUUCGGAGUUCAACCGGCAGCUUAAAGAAAAAGUGGGGCAACUAAGGCGUCAGCUCCCUGAAGCUGCUUUGACAUACAUCGAUGUCUACUCCGCCAAGUAUGGACUCAUCGGCGCUGCCAAGGAACAAGGUAAGGAAACCAAGAAGGAUUUUUAUGAGACGUCCAUAUCCUAACUAGCUUUUCGGAUCAGGAUUCUUAAAAGAAUAACAAGGAGCUAUGGCAGCUAAAUUCGACCCCUCGGUCCAUUCCCGAUACUGCGGAUUCCAUUGCUCUUUCAUGAUCGGACUCUGUUCGAUCAGCAAUGCCUAAAAAUGUGGAAAGUCAUCAGUUUUCUUUUUGCCAUGAUCGAGGGAUUGCACCGAGCAUGCCGCCACUUUAUGCACGCCCCAAGUCACAGCUAAAUCUAUGCCUAACUCCAUCAAGAAGUACACUAAUGGAGGGACCCAUAUUUGCACACCACACGGACAAAUCCGACAACGCCUCGGCGAGUACAUCCGUUACGUACCGGGGGGCUUCAGUCUUCCAAACGAGUUAAGAUGGUGUCCAUAUAUAAUCCUAUUGUUUCCUUGGGCAGGGUUUGGAGAUCCGACUAGGAUAUGCUGUGGGGUGCAAUACAAGGACAAGCACGUCUGGUGCGGGCAAAGUGCAGACUUCAAUGGCACAAAGUUGUAUGCAGGUUCAUGCAAAGACCCUUCUUCCUUUGUUAGCUGGGACGGUGUCCACUACACCGAGGCUGCAAACCACUGGCUGGCCGAUCGCAUCGUCAACGGUUCCUUCUCCGACAGCAGCUCCCCGAUCUUGCGUUCAUGCCUUGGAUUUUGACGGACCAAAUCACUGUGUCAUCCGAACAUAGCCAAAUGAGUCAUUGGCAUUAGUGUAAUCAUAGACAAGAUAAAAGGGCCUCCAUAGCAUGACAACGAUAGAAAUCAGAGAGAAAGUCGGACUCUUGGAGAUAGGACAUUUUCUAUUUUCAAUGCUAUUAGUAUCCAUCUGAAAAGACAUAUAUAGACUUGCGUGGAUCUUCUUGAGCAU
Molecule: messenger RNA, 1732 nt
Organism: Punica granatum (pomegranate)
Lineage: Eukaryota; Viridiplantae; Streptophyta; Magnoliopsida; Myrtales; Lythraceae
Source: RefSeq, a predicted model, not a curated record